AUGAAACCAAACCGAGAGGCCAAACCAAGAGACCGAAAAAAAGAGACCCCAAACCCAAAAGAAAACCAAGGGCCCAAACAAGGAAACCCAACCCAAAAGGGCAAAACCAAAAGGCCCAAAAAAAAGAGGCCAAAACCCAAAAGGAAAAAAAAGGCCAAACCAAGAGGCCAAACCAAGAGGCCAAACCAAGAGGCCAAACCCAAAGAGGCCAACCAAGGGCCAAAAAAAAAGGCCAAACCCAAAAGGGCCCAAAAAAAGAGGCCAAAAACCAAAAGGCCAAAAAGAGGCAAACCAAAAAGGCCCCAAGAGCCAACCAGAGGCCCCAAUUUUAGCAAAACCAAUUAA
Molecule: messenger RNA, 345 nt
Organism: Penaeus chinensis
Lineage: Eukaryota; Metazoa; Arthropoda; Malacostraca; Decapoda; Penaeidae
Product: FK506-binding protein 4-like
Exons: 1
Coding region: 1-345 (114 amino acids)
Source: RefSeq, a predicted model, not a curated record